CUGAACUCGCAUUGCAAGCCCCUUCCUGACGAAAAUGGCAGCACUUGUUCCUCUGCUGCUCGCCCACCUACUCCUCUGCGUCCAUGGCGCCACCGUUACCUCGGUCGCCACGCCUCCGCCUCUCCCGGUCCUGCCCGUCCCGUCCUACGCGCAGCUCCGGUGGCAGCUCUCCGAGAUGGCGCUCUUCCUUCACUUCGGGCCCAAUACCUUCACGGACUCCGAGUGGGGCACCGGCCACGCUGACCCCUCCGUGUUCGCUCCCUCCGCACUCGACGCGGGCCAGUGGGCGCGCAUCGCGGCGCAGGGCGGGUUCGGCCGCGUCGUGCUCACGGCCAAGCACCACGAUGGUUUCUGCCUGUGGCCGUCGGCACUGACCGAGUACUCGGUGGCCGCCUCGCCGUGGCAGGGCGGGGCUGGGGACGUCGUCGCAGAGCUCGCCGCAGCUGCGCGCGCGGAGGGGCUUGGGCUGGGCCUGUACCUCUCGCCGUGGGACCGCCACGAGCCGGUGUACGGGGACACCAUCGCGUACAACGAGCAUUACUUGGGACAGAUGACAGAAUUGCUUACCAGGUAUGGAGAUGUAGAGGAAGUUUGGCUAGAUGGUGCAAAAGGCGACGCCAAGAAGAUGGAUUAUAUGUUUGAUGCCUGGUUUUCACUUAUACAUCAGCUACAAGAAAGGGUAGUUAUCUUCUCAGAUGCUGGACCAGAUACUAGAUGGGUGGGAGAUGAGGCAGGAGUCGCAGGCUAUACUUGCUGGUCUCCCUUCAACAAGAGCUCUGUGACAAUUGGGCAUACCACUGCUGAAUACUCAUCCAGUGGGGAUCCUUUUGGUCAAGACUGGGUUCCUGCAGAAUGUGAUGUUUCCAUCAGACCAGGUUGGUUCUGGCAUGCCUCAGAGAAACCAAAAAACGUGACAACUCUGCUUGACAUAUACUACAAAUCAGUUGGUAGAAACUGUCUCCUCAUUUUGAAUGUCCCUCCCAAUUCAUCUGGCCUCAUUGCCGAUGAAGACAUACAAGUCCUCCAGGAAUUCACUGAGAUUCGGCGUGCAAUUUUCUCUCAGAACUUUGCUGCCAAUGCCACUGUUACAGCAAACAGUGUGCGUGGUGAGCAAGAUAAUCUGCAGUUUGCACCAUCCAAAGUGCUUGAAGACGGGAUAUACUCCUACUGGGCUCCGCAGGAAGGCCAAACCUGCUGGGAAAUGCUCUUCGAUCUUGGGCAAUCUACUUCCUUCAACUUGCUCCAGCUCCAGGAGCCUAUACAACUGGGGCAGCGUGUUAUUGAGUUCCAUGUGGCUAUCCUUGUAGAUGAACUGUGGCAAACAAUUGUUGAAGGCACGACAAUCGGGUACAAGAGGCUGCUACUGUUUCCAGUCACUGAAUCUCGGUACCUGAAGCUUACCAUCGACAGUGCGCGUGCAGAUCCACUUAUCUCGUUCUUUGGUGUCUUCAUGGAUCCCUUCUCGUCCAUACAUAGUUUGCAGAAUCAUGUCAAACCACCCCGGACAAAUAGUAACGAAGUUACAAUGUUGAGGAUGGCCCAUGCUUCUGUCAACAAGAGUAUUGACGCAAUGUAGUUGUUGAGUGUACAUCUGUCAGUAUUACUUCUAGUCUGCCCUGGUCAUUUCAACAUGCCAGAAUCACUUGCACGUUGAUUUGUUCUUUGGACUGGAGAAGGGCCACUCGAUGGUGGGCAAUGUGUGUAUAUCUUCAGAUUUGCUUGCCAAAGCUACUAAUACGAGAACUACUCUUUCUGCAAUCAUGCAUGGAUAUGUUGUUCCCAAGAUCAGCUGUUGAAACUUCAUGUAGUCUGUACUAGUGUCUGUUGAAUUAUGUGCCAGCAGGAAGUCUGGGGUUUGAAUGAAGUGAACGUGCACUCUCUCCUCUGAGACUCCGUGGAUGUUUGAGUCAAUGAGUUGUGAUGGCUUAGGGGCUGUUCGUGAGUAGUGAUGCCUUAGGGUUGUUUGGUUGCCUGGCUACCAUCGUGGGCAGGCUGCAAUAAUGCAACAGAGUUUGUUUGUU
This is a messenger RNA of Zea mays, 2021 nucleotides long. Its product is annotated as alpha-L-fucosidase 1. Gene Ontology annotation, biological process: glycoside catabolic process; fucose metabolic process. Gene Ontology annotation, molecular function: alpha-L-fucosidase activity. NCBI's taxonomy places the organism in Eukaryota, Viridiplantae, Streptophyta, Magnoliopsida, Poales, Poaceae. Bases 35 to 1576 code for a protein of 513 amino acids. The record is from RefSeq and is marked provisional. Gene Ontology annotation, cellular component: lysosome. The transcript is spliced from 3 exons.